Xiphophorus couchianus (Monterrey platyfish) is the source of this 1864-nucleotide messenger RNA. RefSeq names its product proteasome 26S subunit, non-ATPase 3 (gene psmd3). Gene Ontology annotation, cellular component: proteasome regulatory particle, lid subcomplex; proteasome complex. The record is from RefSeq and is a predicted model, not a curated record. Lineage: Eukaryota; Metazoa; Chordata; Actinopteri; Cyprinodontiformes; Poeciliidae. Bases 122 to 1705 code for a protein of 527 amino acids. The transcript has 12 exons. Gene Ontology annotation, molecular function: enzyme regulator activity; protein binding. Gene Ontology annotation, biological process: regulation of protein catabolic process; ubiquitin-dependent protein catabolic process.
UCUCUCCACCAUCAACUGCUCUGGUCUGCAGAGUGAAUACUGUCCAGUCAUUGUGAGGAUCAGCUUCAGCUGCUCCCAACAUCGAACCCCUCGGAACCGCACAGUUCGGCCCAAACACAGUAUGAAGGAGACAGCGGCCAAGCGGAGAGACAAGGCGGGCGGUCGGGACCGGGACAAGUCUAACAAGGAACCCAAAGAGCCGAAGGAGGUGAAGCCCGCGAUGGAGGCCGCGGAGCCGCAGGACGUGGAGAUGCCGGAGGAGGAGACGACAAACGCGGUCAAGCUGCCCAAGGAGCAGGACAGCCUCACACUGGAGGACAUCAAGGAGCAUGUGAAGCAGAUCGAGAAGGCCGUGUCGGGGAAGGAGCCGCGCUUCGUCCUGAGGGCCCUGCGCGCGCUGCCGUCCACCAGCCGCCGCCUCAAUACCGUCGUCCUCCAGAAAGCGCUCACCGGCUUCUUCACCAGCAACACCUCCACCAGAGACUUCCUGCUGGGCUUCCUGGAGGAGCCCAUGGAGACGGGCGACGGAGACAUCCAGUUCCGCCCGCGGACGGGGAAAGCAGCGUCGGCUCCUCUGCUGCCGGAGGUGGAGGCGUACCUGCAGCUGCUGCUGGUCGUCCACCUGACCAACAGCAAGAGGUACACCGAGGCCCAGAAGGUUUCUGAUGAACUGAUGCAGAAGGUGAGCUCCAAGAACCGCAGAGCUCUGGAUCUGGUCGUAGCCAAAUGUUACUAUUAUCACGCCCGAGUGUACGAGUUCCUGAACCAGCUCGACACCAUCCGCAGCUUUCUGCACACCCGGUUGCGCACGGCAACGCUGCGGCACGACGCCGACGGCCAGGCGACGCUGCUCAACCUGCUGCUGAGGAACUACCUGCACUUCAACCUGUACGACCAGGCCGAGAAGCUCGUGUCCAAGUCCGUGUUCCCCGAGCUCGCCAACAACAACGAGUGGGCGCGUUACCUCUACUACACAGGUCGGAUCAAAGCCAUCCAGCUGGAAUACUCAGAGGCCCGCAGGACUCUGACCAACGCUCUGAGGAAAGCUCCACAACACACUGCAGUGGGCUUCAAGCAGACCGUCCACAAGCUGCUGAUCGUGGUGGAGCUGCUGCUGGGAGAAAUUCCCGACAGACUGCAGUUCAGGCAGCCGUCGCUUAAACGCUCCCUGAUGCCGUACUUCCUGCUGACCCAGGCUGUGAGGACCGGGAACCUGGCCAAGUUCAACCAGGCGUUGGAGCAGUUUGGAGAGAAGUUCCAGGCGGACGGGACGUACACGCUCAUCAUCCGACUGCGACACAACGUCAUCAAGACUGGCGUUCGGAUGAUCAGCCUGUCGUACUCUCGGAUCUCUCUCUCUGACAUCGCUCAAAAGCUGCAGCUCGACAGUCCAGAGGACGCAGAGUUCAUCGUUGCCAAGGCGAUCCGUGACGGCGUGAUCGAGGCGAGCAUCAACCAUGAGAAGGGCUUCGUCCAAUCAAAGGAGACGAUGGACAUCUACGGCACCAGAGAGCCUCAGCUGGCGUUCCACCAGAGGAUUUCCUUCUGCCUCGACAUCCACAACAUGUCUGUGAAGGCCAUGAGGUUUCCUCCUAAAGCGUACAACAAGGACCUGGAGUCAGCAGAGGAGCGUCGGGAACGGGAGCAGCAGGAUCUGGAGUUCGCCAAAGAAAUGGCUGAAGAUGACGACGACAGCUUCCCAUGAGCCUCUCCGCUGACUUCCUGUUCAAACAGGAAGUAGUUGUGUGUUAACAGAUCACUUAUUACCCACAAUCCCCUCUGUUCCCUCCCUGUUUUCUGUGUUGCAGCUUUAAACUGCUGCUGUUUCUUGUUUCUGACACAAAUAAAUCCUGUUUUUGUUUAA